AUGCCGCCCUGUGUUGGCCACUUCGACGACUACGCCCGGGUGGUGGAGGACAUGGAGGUGGACAACUUCGGGGUUUGGGGCGGGCGCCUGCUGCUGCGCCGCCUGGGCCUAGAGGAACCACCGCCGUCCUUCAGUGACAAGGCCGCCGCGCUGGUGCUUGCCCACAACGAGCAGCAGCUGGCCAGCUGGUGGCGAAGUGAGAAUCUGCUGCACCAGCGAGUUCUGAGCUUCGCAGAGGUCGACAUCACCAUCGGGGAUGCUCAGGUUUCAGGUGGUCGCUUCCAGCAGAAUGGCUACCAGGGCUGGCGGCCCAAAGAGGACUGGAUUCGUGCAACCACUUUGCCGUGCAACGCAUUGGUGGACCGGAGCUUGUGCAGCGAGAACCAGCUCUUGGCCAAGCUUUGCGAGGACAUCGCCCAGUUGUGCCCUAGCCAGGGGCAAUGGCCAGAUGCCCGCGGGGACCUGCAACUCUACGUCACUGGAGCUCCGUGCUUAUCCUGUGUGGGGGCCAUGUGGCAGUUUCACCUUCGCUUCCCGCAGGUACGCUUCCGCGUCAAGAUUGGCAAGGAGCUCACCUGCGACAUUUCUUUGCUAUC
Effrenium voratum is the source of this 596-nucleotide messenger RNA. NCBI's taxonomy places the organism in Eukaryota, Dinophyceae, Suessiales, Symbiodiniaceae. The record is from the annotation of a GenBank genome assembly.